AGGACUUAUUGUUUAGAGACGAACAAAUCGCUGAAGAAGACAGGUCCCAAGACCAAGAUGAUCAACCCGCUCAACAAACCCAGGCCGGAGAAGAGGAUGAGGACCCGGUCAAAUGGGUUGAGGCUUUCGAAAGAGCUGCCGACGCCAACAAUUGGACCUUGGCAAGAAAAAUCAAAAUCACAUCAGGCCACUUGAUGGGAAUUGCCGCUAGUUGGUAUAAUAACCAUAAAGACGAUUUCUUUCUCUGGGAUGAUGAAAUCAACCCAGAGAAUAGCUUCGUUCAAGCUUUCAUCAAAUAUUUUGCAACCCCGAAAUGUAAGCAUCAAUGGCAAGUGGAGCUAAAUACAUUAAAGCAGAAAGAAAAUGAGAAGGUGGAUCGAAUGUUCUUAGGGGGCCUUCGUGGUAAAACGGCCGCAUUAAUGUCUGUAGAAGACUUCGAAACGUUGGAUGAAGCAAUUGCGAAAGCCCGAAAGAUUGAAGCUGGGACCUACUAUAAAAAUAAAGAUAGUAAGAAUGAGGCUACCAAUAAGCUUAUGGAUGAUCUAACCCAACAAAUGCAACAAAUGGUGGCAAACUGUAAGCGAUUAACUACCGCCCUUGCUGCUAGAAUCGAAAAUC
Molecule: messenger RNA, 618 nt
Organism: Racocetra persica
Lineage: Eukaryota; Fungi; Glomeromycota; Glomeromycetes; Diversisporales; Gigasporaceae
Source: the annotation of a GenBank genome assembly